Messenger RNA from Haliaeetus leucocephalus (bald eagle), 1260 nucleotides. Its product is annotated as serine protease inhibitor 2.1-like. The transcript has 4 exons. Bases 1 to 1260 code for a protein of 419 amino acids. NCBI's taxonomy places the organism in Eukaryota, Metazoa, Chordata, Aves, Accipitriformes, Accipitridae. Gene Ontology annotation, biological process: negative regulation of endopeptidase activity. The record is from RefSeq and is a predicted model, not a curated record. Gene Ontology annotation, molecular function: serine-type endopeptidase inhibitor activity.
AUGAAGUAUCUCCUGUGCCUGUGUUUACUCCUUGCUGUUCUUUGUGCCAUAACCCAUUGCCGCCAUGAAGACAUUUGCCAUGAAGUCAGUAAUACUAAUCUGCGUGAUGGAGCAGAAAAUUUAUUAACACAUAACUGUAGCAAGCAAGGUUCUAACUAUGCAGAUUUUGUAUUUAGAUUUUACAAGCAGGCUAUAUCAAAAGAAGCUGAUAAAAAUGUUUUCUUUUCUCCUGUGAGCAUCUCCACUGCCUUUGCCAUGCUGGCUAUUGGUGCUAAGUCAACCACCCUGUCUCAGAUUUUUGAAGGACUGGGCUUUGACGAUCUGACUGAGAUUCACAUGCAUGAUAUACACGAAAGUUUUCAUAAAGUUUUAGCAGUACUGAACUGUACUGAUGUUAACAUCACAUUAAAUAUAGGGAAUGCCCUUUUUACAGCUAUUGGGUAUAAACCACAGGAGACAUUUUUAGAAAAUACCAGACAAUUUUAUGAUGCAGAAUUUUUUUCUAGCAAUUUCAAUAAACCAGAAGAAGCUAAGAAGCAAAUCAAUAAAUAUGUAGAGGACAAAACCAAGGGGAAAAUUCCUGAAUUAAUUGGACAUCUUGAUGCAAGUACUGUAUUGGUUCUUGUUAACUACGUUUAUUUUAAAGCUGCCUGGGAAAAGCCUUUUGAUCCUUUGCAUACAUAUGAGGAUGAUUUUUUUGUGAACACAAAUGUAUCUGUUAGAGUCAACAUGAUGCAGCGUGACAGUAACUAUGACAGUUACUACGACCAGGAUCUCUCUUGCGAGGUGGUAGAGCUGCCUUACCAGGGCACUGCACGAGCAUUGCUCAUUCUGCCUGAUGAUGGAAAGAUGAAGCAAGUGGAAGAUGCUCUCUCCAAGGAAAUGGUUUGUAAAUGGCAUAACAGACUUGUGACCAGGAGAUUAGACCUGCGGUUACCAAAGAUUUCUAUUAGUGGAUCUUAUGAUGUUAAAAACCUGUUCCAGGAAAUGGGCAUUACUGAAGUAUUCUCUAGUAAUGCUGAUCUGUCUGGAAUUAGUGGCAGCCAUAAUCUUUGGGUUUCACAAGCAAUUCACAAGGCCCUGCUGGAAGUUGAUGAGGCUGGAACUGAGGCCGCAGGAGCCACCGCCAUAAUUGUUACCAGAGUUCUGCAUCCUUCUGUUACCAUCAAAUUCAACAGGCCCUUCCUUAUCUUGAUUUCUGACAAAGAAACCAGCACCACACUUUUCAUGGGGAAAAUUGUCAAUCCUACUAAGAAGUAA